Messenger RNA from Kluyveromyces marxianus DMKU3-1042, 543 nucleotides. It is a transcript of the gene EMC4, whose product is annotated as chaperone EMC4. Bases 1 to 543 code for a protein of 180 amino acids. Gene Ontology annotation, biological process: protein folding in endoplasmic reticulum. The record is from RefSeq and is a predicted model, not a curated record. The transcript has a single exon. NCBI's taxonomy places the organism in Eukaryota, Fungi, Ascomycota, Saccharomycetes, Saccharomycetales, Saccharomycetaceae. Gene Ontology annotation, cellular component: EMC complex.
AUGUCAGUUGAGAUUCCUCGAUGGGCUCAAGAUUUAAAAUCUGAGGGGAAAAACGUAAAGGGAACAGUAUCCGAGGAACAUUUGCCUGAUCCAUUUGGAUUUAAAAAAUCGGAUCAACACAAAAUAAAGGGACCUAGGGUUAUUGAUUAUGAUGCGAAAAAUCGAAUCACACAGCUUUCAAUUGAAAGAGCGUGGGCUAUAUCGUCCGAGCCCCUUAAAUCGGUUCCUAUGAAUAUGAUAAUGUCGUAUAUGUCUGGUAAUAGUUUGCAGAUUAUCCCAAUAAUGACUGCAGCUAUGUUGGUGUCAAACCCUUUGAAGAGUAUAUUUGAAGUGAGGUCAAAGUUUAGACAUAUCAUCAAUAAAGAUGAACCUACCCCGCCACCAAUUGUUUUCGCAAUGAUAAUGUAUGUUGUUUAUCAAUUGGUUUUGAUGGGAAUUGGUCUACACAAAUUGAAUUCUAUGGGCUUAUUCCCCAACACAUCAAGUGAUUGGUUAGCAUGGCAACAGCCAACAGAAUACAAAUAUAAUACUCUUAAUAUCUAA